Molecule: messenger RNA, 1009 nt
Organism: Raphanus sativus (radish)
Lineage: Eukaryota; Viridiplantae; Streptophyta; Magnoliopsida; Brassicales; Brassicaceae
Exons: 5
Coding region: 87-662 (191 amino acids)
Cellular component (GO): endoplasmic reticulum
Source: RefSeq, a predicted model, not a curated record
GUGGGUUAUAUCGUUGCGGUGGGAGGGUUCACGAUCUGAGGAAACCAAUCGCAGAUCUGUGACAUAACAAAUUCCAACGAAGAUCCAUGGCCAUCUCCUUAGCUAAGCUUCUGAUCUCCGCCUUGGCGGUUUUCACGCUCGUCACCGCUUCGUUCGCGACCUCGGAAAUGCCGUUCAUGGUGGUUCACAAGAAAGUUACUCUCAACAGGCUCAAAUCCGGCGCCGAGCGCGUCCUCGUCUCCUUCGACAUCUACAACCAAGGAUCUGCGACGGCGUAUGAUGUGACUCUGGUUGAUAAAACCUGGAUUAAGAAAACUUUUGAUGUUGUUAAUGGAAACACUUCAAGAUCAUGGGAGAGACUUGAUGCAGGAGGUAUUCUGUCUCACUCUUUCGAACUUGAGGCUAAGGUUAAAGGGCCCUUCUAUGGUAAUCCUGCUGUCGUUACUUUCCGCAUCCCCACAAAGACUGCUCUUCAGCAAGCCUUCUCAAAUCCAAUACUACCUUUAAACAUUCUCGCAGACCUCCCUCCAACUGACCCGCUUGCCGUGGUAAACUUUUUUUUUAUAUUUUUAAGGACCCUUCUUUUCAUUCGUCUCUUUUUUUUCUUCUCAGUAUUGACUUUCGUUUUUUGUCUUUGGUUGUGCCUUGGAUGUUUCUUUUGAUGCUGCUAUAAUUAAAUAUCAGGCCAAGGUAACUAACUCAAUGUAGGAUUCUGGCGAAAUAUGGAUCACUUGUUUCAGUGAUAUCGAUGGUGGUUUUGUUCAUAUACUUGGUAGCAACGCCUUCAAAGUCCAAUUUAGCGAAGGCUGGCAGCAAGAAGAAGCGCUAAGUUAUUUGAAAUGAAGCUAAGAAGGGUUGUUACGGUGCUUUUUUUUUUGUGUUUAGCAGUUAAAACACAGUUUGAAAACUUGUAAGAAACGUAGAACACACUUUCACUUUGGUGUUUGCAGCGGACUAUGUUAAAGAGUUAUUUUGGUUUUGCGUCAUAACGUCUUUUUGACAGCGUUGA